Puntigrus tetrazona (Sumatra barb) is the source of this 1710-nucleotide messenger RNA. RefSeq names its product zinc finger protein 271-like. NCBI's taxonomy places the organism in Eukaryota, Metazoa, Chordata, Actinopteri, Cypriniformes, Cyprinidae. Gene Ontology annotation, biological process: regulation of transcription by RNA polymerase II. The record is from RefSeq and is a predicted model, not a curated record. The transcript has 2 exons. Bases 55 to 1431 code for a protein of 458 amino acids. Gene Ontology annotation, molecular function: DNA-binding transcription factor activity; RNA polymerase II cis-regulatory region sequence-specific DNA binding.
GGAGAGGUGAGCGGUUGAUGGUGUUUCUCAUAAUAAGAGUUGAUUGAAGAAGAUAUGCAGAAUAAAGAAUUGAGUAAAACUGAGGAGAAAUAUAAUGACAAAACUGGAAAAAAACUUUUGAGUUGCUCUCAAACCAAACAGAAAGAUUUAAAGAAAGGAAGAGGCAAGAAAUCUUUCAACUGCUGUCAGUGUGAAAAGAGUUUUAUAUGCAAACAUGGUCUUGAUGUUCACAUGAGAGUUCAUACUGGAGAGAAACCAUACACAUGUGAUCAGUGUGGGAAGAGCUUUGCACAGUCAGCAAACCUUAAGAGACACAUGAACAUCCACACUGGAAAGAAACCAAACAAGUGUUCACACUGUGACAAAAGAUUCAGUCGGCCAGAAGACCUGAGAAUACACGAGAGGAUCCACACUGGGGAGAAACCGUACACAUGUAGUCAGUGUGGGAAGAGUUUCACACAAAAGGGACACCUUACAGAGCAUAUGAACGUCCACCCUGGAGAAAAACCUUACAAGUGUUCACACUGUGAUAAGAGAUUCAAUCAGUCAUCAAUAAUGAAAAAACAUGAAAGGAUCCACACUGGAGAGAAACCGUACAAGUGUUCACACUGUGACAAGCAUUUUAAUCGGUCAUCAAAUCUAAAAAUGCACAAAAUUAUACAUACUGAAGAGAAACCGUACACGUGUGAUCAGUGCGGGAAAAGUUUUGGACAAAGAGGACACCUUAUGGCACAUAUGAGAGUUCAUACUGGAGAGAAGCUGUUCACUUGUGAUCAGUGCGGCAAGAGUUUCAAACAGUCAUCAUACCUUACAAGACACAUGAACAUUCACACUGGAGAGAAACUGUAUGCAUGUGAUCUGUGCGGAAAAACAUUUUUGUGGGAUUCAUACCUGAAGAAGCACUUGAAGGUUCAUAGAAAGGAGAAGCCAUAUUCAUGUUCUGUAUGCGAGAGGAGUUUUUCACGUCUAGCGCAUUUAAAAGAACAUCAGAAAAUACAUACUGGUGUGAGAGAGUACAUGUGCUUUGAGUGUGAAAAGACUUUUACUUCAGCCAACAGUUUAAGACUGCAUGAGAGGAUUCACUCUGGAGCAAAACCUUAUGAGUGUUCACACUGCAACAAGAGAUUCAGACAUCGAGAAAAUCUGAAAACACACGAGAGGAUCCACACUGGAGAGAAACCGUACAGGUGUUUACAAUGUGACAGAAGAUUCAGUCAGUCAAUACAUUUGAAAAGGCAUGAGACGAUCCACACUGGAGAGAAACCUUAUAAGUGUGUGCACUGUAACAAGAAAUUCAGACUGUCAGGAACACUGAAAAUACAUGAGAGGAUUCACAUUGAAGAGAAACCCUAUCGCUGCACUGUGUGUGGGAAGCGUUUCAAUCAUUCAUCUGCUCUCCGCAGCCAUACAAAAAACAAGCACUGUAAUUAGAUCAUCUUCAGAUCCAGCACCAAGUGUUACACAAGAAUGCAUCAAGCAAUAAAAUACCGUCUGGAUAAAUCUGUCUUAAACGGUGAUUAUAAGUCACAACAAAGAAACAUUAUCCAAAGUUUUCACAGUGAAUAACGUGAAUCUUUAAAAACCAGCUGAUUCAACUGUGAGAUUCAGAUCAACUCAAAGAUGGAGCACUUGUAGUUUGCAAUACUCUUUUAUAACACUUUUAAGUGUGACAGAUUUAUUUUGAAUUUGUUCUUCACUGUUGUUUUUAAA